AUGAAGUUCAGCAGUGCUGCCACCAUCAUUGCCGCUCUGGCCGGCGGCGCCCUCGCCAUGCACAGCGAGGGUGCCAAGCCCAUGGACAUGGACAUGAAUAUGGCCAGGGACAGCGGCAUGCCCGCCGCCGACAGCAAGCACGACACCGAGACCAUUGCCGGACUGGUGAGGAAGGCCGGCUCCGGCGAGCUCAUGGAGGAGCACGAGAAGCGACAGCUGGACGCCCUCACCAAGCUCCUCGGCGUCAUCAACAAGCGCAUGGAAAAUCGCAUGGAGGUGACCGACAUGGAGAAGCGACAGCUCGGCAAUCUCCUCGGCGACCUAGGCGGCCUCGGCGACCUCGGCGACCUAACCGGCAAAGGCAAGUCGCCGGGCACCGGUGACGAUGCGAAGGGUCCUUUCGGUGAGGACUCCGCCGGCGGUCUCCCCGGCGGCGCUGCUGCCCCCGUCGCUGGUGCCCCCGUCGCUGCUGCCCCCGUCGCUGGUGCCCCGAUCGGCGGUGGCACCGGCGGCAGUGGCCUGACGAAGCGAGGUGGCAAGCCAGGCGGCUCUGGCGCCGGAGGUGGCUUGAACGGUGAUGACGUCUUUGGCGGCGCGGGCACUCGCAACGGCGGAAGUGGCGCCGGAGCUGGCGGCGCUAUCGACGACAACGUCGUUGGCGGCGGCGCGGGCCUCGGCCACAUUUCUCGUCGUGACGACGACUUCUUCCACAAACGCAACACGGCUCCCCGGCCCAUGAGCGACAUGGAAAAGGUCAAGCGACAGCUCGAUGUGCUCACCGGUCUCCUUGGCGGUCUCCUUGGCGGCGGUAAUUCCUAG
Purpureocillium takamizusanense is the source of this 819-nucleotide messenger RNA. RefSeq lists its product as uncharacterized. Lineage: Eukaryota; Fungi; Ascomycota; Sordariomycetes; Hypocreales; Ophiocordycipitaceae. The coding region runs from base 1 to 819 and encodes 272 amino acids. The record is from RefSeq and is a predicted model, not a curated record. The transcript has a single exon.